GCUUCAACUGAAGAGAGAGAGGAAUGAAGAGCUUUCUGCUUCCAUUUGUGUUCUUUUUAACAUUUUCUUCUGCAUUCCCUACAGACCGAAAGAUGGAAGAUGAAGAAAACAUUCGACUGGCUCAGGCAUAUCUCAACCAGUUCUACUCUCUUGAAAUAGAAGGGAGUCAUCUUGUUCAAAGCAAGAACAGGAGUCUCAUAAAUGGCAAAAUUCAGGAAAUGCAAGCAUUUUUUGGAUUGACAGUGACUGGAAAGCUGGACACAAACACUCUUGAGAUCAUGAAGACACCCAGGUGUGGGGUUCCUGAUGUCGGUCAGUAUGGCUACACUCUCCCUGGGUGGAGGAAAUACAACCUCACAUACAGAAUCAUGAACUACACUCCAGACAUGGCACGAGCUGAUGUGGAUGAAGCUAUCCAAAAAGGUUUAGAAGUGUGGAGCAAAGUUACUCCACUAAUAUUCAGUAAGAUUUCCAAGGGGAUUGCAGACAUCAUGAUUGCCUUUAGGACCCGAGUCCAUGGUCGGUGUCCUCGUCACUUUGAUGGCCCCUUGGGAGUCCUCGGCCAUGCCUUUCCUCCUGGUCUGGGUUUGGGUGGAGACACUCACUUUGAUGAAGAUGAAAAUUGGACCAAAGACGGAGCAGGAUUCAACUUAUUUCUUGUGGCUGCUCAUGAAUUUGGUCAUUCACUGGGGCUCUCUCACUCCAAUGAUCAAACAGCUUUGAUGUUCCCAAAUUAUGUCUCCCUGGAUCCUAGCAAAUACCCUCUUUCUCAGGAUGAUAUCAAUGGAAUCCAAUCCAUCUAUGGAGGUCAACCUAAGGCACCUGCUAAGCCAAAGGGAUCUACUGUACCCCAUGCCUGUGACCCUGAUUUGACUUUCGAUGCUAUCACCACUUUCCGCAGAGAAGUAAUGUUCUUUAAAGGCAGGCAUCUAUGGAGGAUCUAUUGUGAUAUCACUGAUGUUGAAUUUGAAUUAAUCUCUUCAUUCUGGCCAUCUCUGCCAGCUGAUAUUCAAGCUGCAUAUGAGAACACUAAAGAUAAAAUUCUGGUUUUUAAAGAUGACAAUUUCUGGAUGAUCAGAGGAUAUGCUGUUUUGCCAGAUUAUCCCAAAUCCAUCUAUACACUUGGCUUUCCAAGAUAUGUGAAGAAAAUUGACGCGGCUGUCUGUGACCACAACACAAGAAAAACCUACUUCUUUGUGGGCAUUUGGUGCUGGAGGUAUGAUGAAGUGACCCAGACCAUGGAAAAAGGAUACCCACAGAGGGUGGUAAAAUACUUUCCAGGAAUUGGUCUCCAAGUUGAUGCUGCUUUCCAGCAUAAAGGAUUCUUCUAUUUCUUCCGUAGAUCAAAGCAAUUUGAAUAUGACCCUAAGGCAAAGAACAUUACCCGAGUGAUAAAAACCAAUAGCUGGUUUCAGUGUAAAGAACCAUUAAACUCAUCAUCUGAUUUUAGUACCAGAGAGGAAGAAGUAUAUUCCGGAGGAGUGGAGAUGUUGUAUCAUAAGAAUUUAAAUGUGCUUAUUCUCAGUAUUGUUCAUGCGCUGAAAAGAAUCUACCGUUAUCGAUAAAUUCAUAGACCUAAAAUAAACCUCAAGAGGUCUUUUACUCUGAACUCUGCUCCAAAAGAGAUUAAAACUAUUCUUUAA
This is a messenger RNA of Pteropus alecto (black flying fox), 1643 nucleotides long. It is a transcript of the gene MMP27, whose product is annotated as matrix metallopeptidase 27. The record is from RefSeq and is a predicted model, not a curated record. Gene Ontology annotation, biological process: proteolysis; collagen catabolic process; extracellular matrix organization. Lineage: Eukaryota; Metazoa; Chordata; Mammalia; Chiroptera; Pteropodidae. Bases 24 to 1565 code for a protein of 513 amino acids. The transcript is spliced from 10 exons. Gene Ontology annotation, cellular component: extracellular matrix. Gene Ontology annotation, molecular function: zinc ion binding; metalloendopeptidase activity.